Guillardia theta CCMP2712 is the source of this 1509-nucleotide messenger RNA. RefSeq lists its product as hypothetical. The transcript is spliced from 11 exons. The record is from RefSeq and is a predicted model, not a curated record. Bases 1 to 1509 code for a protein of 502 amino acids. NCBI's taxonomy places the organism in Eukaryota, Cryptophyceae, Pyrenomonadales, Geminigeraceae. Gene Ontology annotation, cellular component: cytoplasm. Gene Ontology annotation, biological process: protein phosphorylation; intracellular signal transduction. Gene Ontology annotation, molecular function: ATP binding; protein serine/threonine kinase activity.
AUGGAGUCAGAGGGUGCUUUUGUAAAUGUUGGGUCUUAUGAGAUAGGAAAGCUCAUUGGCAGUGGCGCCUUUUCCAAAGUGCGACUGGCGACCCAUGUGACGAAAAAGAAGCAAUAUGCUAUGAAGAUAGUCGACAAGGAUAAGAUUCAGAACAUUAAGGAUCUUGAGAAUGUGAUGCGAGAAAUGCACGUUCUGAAGAACAUCUCACACCCCAACAUCAUCUCCAUGCACGAGGCGAUCGAGAAGGGAAACAAAUUGUUCUUGGUUCUCGAUUAUGCUAAGCGGGGACAAUUGCAAGAGUACAUUGUGGCUACGGGGCCAAUUCCAGAGAGUGAAGCUCGUCCCUUCUUCGUUCAGAUCACAUCCGGGUUAGAUUACUGCCAUCGUCAAGGAAUUUCUCAUCGGGACAUCAAGCCCGAGAACAUUCUUCUGGUUGAAAGAGACGACAAGUCGUUGGUCUGCAAGAUUGCAGAUUUUGGGCUGAGCAACGACUUCAGGCCUAUGGAGAUGCUCAAGACCAUCUGUGGAACUCCUUGUUUUGCCGCUCCCGAGAUAACGCAGGGACAGAAAUAUGAUGGGGUAGCAGUCGACGUAUGGAGCCUGGGAGCAACUCUGUUUACCAUGGUUGCUGGCAAAGAACCUUUCUCGUCGGAGAAUCAAAAUGAAUUAUUUCGCCUGAUUCAAGGGGCCCUUUAUUCGAUUCCUCCUUUCUGCUCUCCAGAUGUUGCCGACAUCAUCGGCAAAUUCUUGGUGGUUGAGCCUGAGAAGAGGAUGCACCUGUCGCAGGCGCGUCCUUGCUGGUCCUCUUGUUCGUUUCUGAACCCUGCGAAGGAUGCUGACGACAAGCCAACAAGCGAAGGGAAGGAAGAAUCGCCGGGAAAGAAAGAGAAUUCACCCAAGAGAGUCAUCGCGAAUCUCCGCUUUGAGCUCCUGAAAACUACUUACCUCGCUUCAGAAGAGCUUGCAAAAGAGGCUAUCAGUGAACACAAUGUUGUGCUUGUACAUCUCAAAGUGAGCACUCGCUGCUGUGAGACUUUCACCAUCUCUGAAGCCGAAAACGAAAUCCCGACGACGCUCGUCAUCCCGCUGCCCAAGGCAAGAAUCACUUCAGUUGACAUGGGUGAAGCUCACGAGCGAUCCUUUCAGACCAAAGCAACGCCGAUGCGAGCACGGAGUCGGACGGUGACGCAGCCAAGAAGGCUUUCUGAUGCCGACAGCAAGUUUUCCAUGCCGACUGAUCUUGCAACAAUUAUAAUCAAGGAUGUCAAGGCAGUCAUGUCGGAGCUUACCAAACAGUUUCAAGAUCACAAGAUCACAACGAAAAGCUCGACAGCGCGAUCAAUUCGAGGCGAGCGGAAUAGAAUCAAAUUCGAGAUUUCAAUCUACUGCAUAUCCCCCGCAGGGGAUGAGGCGUGCGGCGAGCACAAGCUGCUAGUGGCCUCUUCGAGAAUAUCAGGCGACGAGGUGAACUAUCGCGACAUUUGCAGGCGAGUAUUGUUACAACUAUGA